AGAGUCUCUGACCUGCUUUCUUACAGUUACAAACAUCCCAUAAUAAUCGCUGGUCUGCGCUGAAAUGUUUUUUUUAGCAGCAAAACUCUCCCUCGUGCGAACAGGAAGUGUACGGUUGCCAUGGAAACGCCGUGGCCAUCUAACAGGUGAUUUCUAUUAAAAUGAAGCAGCGGAACUAAAAACAGAGCUUCAGUCUGAUCAGGUUAUUGAUCAGGGAGAAAUGUUUAAAAUGUCCGGUUGUGCCGUUAACCAUCGGUGGGGGUGGGGGGGUGAAUCCGUUGUAAGCCGCUGAGACUGAGGAGGAAGAGGAGGAGGAAGACGCGCAGGAGGAGGAGGAGCGCUCCGUCAGUCCGUCGGUAAACAGCAGCGGUCGGUGACGGACUCAGACGGUCGGUGAGUCGAUAAAGAGGCUUCUUUAUGCCGGGGUCAUGUAACUUAUCAAGGAGGAUGGAGAUUCAGCAUUAAGCCAGCAUCCUGUGGGCAGGAGGUCUGAGGAGAGGCAAGGGAUCAUGGGCGAUGGAGGACCCCUGCAGACUGAGGGGAAUGCCCUCCUCAAAGCUGUCUUCCAGGGGAAGUUGAGGCUGACCCGCCUGCUGCUCGAGGGUGGCGCUUACAUCAAUGAGGGCAAUGAGCGUGGCGAGACGCCCAUCUCUGCUGCCUGCUUAGCAAGCUACGAUGACCCACAGACCCGGCAGAGGAUGGUGAGGUAUCUGUUGGAGAAAGGAGCUGACCCGAACAUCCCCGAUAAGAGUGGCCGGACAGCGCUGAUGCAUGCCUGUGCAGAGCAGGCAGGAAAGGAGGUGGUGUCACUGCUGCUGGAGAAUGGAGCCGAUCCCAGCCUCAAAGACUACUCUGGUUCCUCUGCUCUUGUCCACGCCAUCAACAAAGGGGACCGUGACACCCUGCAGGUUCUGCUGGACUCCUGCAAGGCCAAGGGCAAGGAGGUGAUCAUCAUCACCACCGACACAUCUCCGUCAGGCACCAAGAAGACCAAACAGUACCUCAACUCCCCACCAUCCCCAGGCAUUGUGGACAAACUGUCUCCUGCCUGUAUGUCACCCUCUGAGGUGGAGAUUGGCACCUCCUCCCCUGCAGGAGACAAAGAUGAGGAAGGGAUCUUCAGCUUCAAACUCACCUCAGCAUUACCUUUACCUUCAGCUCGACCUCCAGGUGAGAAGAGGCCACCUCCCCGUAAACUGCUUAAGCGUCUGAACUCAGAACCGUGGGGCCUGGUGGCACCUUCAGUUCUCAGUGGGGUUCCCCAGGACCGGGUGGAUGGAGGUCUGGAGGAGGAGGAGGGCAACAGCAACCUGAACAAGACGAUCACAGAGAUGAACGGACUGACUGUCACAGAGCCGGUGAGGCCACUAUUGUCACGGCGUCACAGCAUUGAGACGCACGACCCCACAUCCCCUAAACUCAUUGACCGAUCCUGCUCUGAGGACUGCGCAGGGCUGUCUGGUCCAUCGUGGGCUGACAAAGUGCAGCAGCACCAGAUCCUCUACCGCAGGAACACAGCUCCAGAAUCCCAGGAGAACGCUGCUGGACCUGGGACAGUUGUGGCCCGAGCCCUAGCUCACCCCAAGCUCACACGGAUGGAGCACUAUGAGUCAGAUACCCACCUUUGUCCAGAGUCCAUUCCUGGAUCACCGGACUCUGGGAGGAUUUCGGUAGAACGGAGGAGGUACAACGCUUCCCCCUUGUCCCUGGUCACCAGUUCUUCCAGGGAGUCUCUGGAAAACAUCCCCAACUCAGUUUCCCCCAUCACUAUGCGACGGCGUGGCCCAGGGCUCCUGGAGCGCCGGGGCUCUGGGACCCUGCUGCUGGACCACAUCUCCCACACCAGGCCCGGCUUCUUGCCUCCGCUUAACAUCAACCCGCAGAGACCCAUCCCUGACAUCCGGGCCAAUGGGAAACCCACCUCCCCCAUCAACUCCGGACACAAGAUCCUGGUUCCAGUAGCCCCAGCCUCACCCAAACGGGGCCCAGACUUCAAGAUGAAGAAGAAGCUGAUGAGGAGACACUCAAUGCAGACAGAGCAGAUGAAGCAGCUUUCGACCUUCCAGGAGAUUCUGGCGGAAAAAGUCAUUGAGUCCAACGGGGAUUGAUGAAUGAAGACAAGGGAGCAAAGCAAAGGGUAGCUGCAGAGACUUAUCAGGGGUUGAUUUACUGUGAAGCAUCUCCAUUAGAUCAUCACAGAUGAACUCAAAUUAAUACCAUGGUGUGGUCUUUAAGGAGAGCUGCACCAACAAGGACUCAAUUCACCUGAGAAGAGUUUAGGUUUAAUACAGGUUUUGUCUGUUCCUGGUGUGAAACUGUGAGGUCAGUAUGAGUUUAAUCCAACCAACAUUAAAGAUCAUUGCAACAU
Messenger RNA from Pundamilia nyererei, 2368 nucleotides. RefSeq names its product ankyrin repeat domain 34A (gene ankrd34a). The coding region runs from base 510 to 2108 and encodes 532 amino acids. Gene Ontology annotation, molecular function: protein binding. The transcript is spliced from 2 exons. The record is from RefSeq and is a predicted model, not a curated record. NCBI's taxonomy places the organism in Eukaryota, Metazoa, Chordata, Actinopteri, Cichliformes, Cichlidae.